This is a messenger RNA of Aphanomyces astaci, 1862 nucleotides long. RefSeq lists its product as hypothetical. Gene Ontology annotation, biological process: cobalamin biosynthetic process. The transcript has a single exon. The record is from RefSeq and is a predicted model, not a curated record. Bases 59 to 1816 code for a protein of 585 amino acids. Gene Ontology annotation, molecular function: nicotinate-nucleotide-dimethylbenzimidazole phosphoribosyltransferase activity; cobalamin 5'-phosphate synthase activity; adenosylcobinamide-GDP ribazoletransferase activity. NCBI's taxonomy places the organism in Eukaryota, Oomycota, Saprolegniomycetes, Saprolegniales, Verrucalvaceae.
UAAUGACAAGGUGUUGUUUUGACACGCUUCUUUCCACCAUGUGAUUGGUCAUCCAUGGAUGAUUGAUUCAUCACGUACAGUAACAAAAACUCUGAACGACAUGGCUGGGUUUGAAGCGUCCGAGUUGCGGCAGGCGGCAGCUUCACGCUUUGGCGGCAUUGGCAUCCUCGAGGACAUUGGACUGCAACUAUGUGCCUUGCAAGAAACACCCGAAGUCCGCGUGGACAACCCAGUGGUGGUUGUGUUCUCGGACGACCAGGAUAACGCUACGAAUGCAGUUCGAGUUGUGGCGGCUGCAUCGCAAGUAUCGUACCACGCUGUGCAAGUGGUCAAAACCGAUGCGCUCGACAUGGAGCAGUGCUUGCAUGCUAUGCAUCAAGGACGAGAUGCCAUCAAAAAGACACUGCUGGACAACCACCACGCCAUGGUGAUCGUCGGACUCCCUGCCUCGCCUGACUUUGCAGCGACCGCCGCCUCGCUCCUCUCGACCAAAUCCGGACAAGACCCGAUGACGCUGUUGGUGGCUACGCAUAGCCCCGUCGUGGCUGCCAUCUGCGGCGCCGUCGUCGAAGCCGCGGCGCACAAAAUUCCUGUCGUCCUCGACGGCCUUGCCGCCAUUGUGGCGGGUGUGAUGGCCGCUCAACUCGCCCCGCAUGCGACUCGCCACGUGCUGUUUGCCGCCAACAGCCAACCUCCGCACGAGUCUCAACUUCAGGACACAGUUGGCUUCAGCAGCCAACUACGUCGACCCUCCAUCACACACAUCGCCGUGCCGCACCUUCCUUGUGGCGUCGGCGGCCUUCACGUUUUAGCGCUUCUCCGCACGGCGUCACUCUUGAUGUCUUCCUUAAGUCUUCCCAAACACCCCCCGACCAAACCUAUCGACCCGCCUCCUGCCACCGCCCCAUCAACGCCAUCCGGUCCGUCGUCCGUCGUCGACGGGUUGCUGCCACCCCCCCCCGAGCUCCGCAUAUUCCUCACGUCCGUCAUGUUUCUCACGCGGCUUCCAGCCUACAUGAUCAUCCCCGACCUAGACCACAACGUCCGGGAGCUCGUGCCCUCGUUCUGCUACUUUCCGUGCAUCGGGUGGGCCGUGGGGGCGUUCGCCGCCGUGUGGCUCGUGGGGGGCCUCGUCCUCUUCGGGUCUACACCCGUCGCCGUCAUCCUGUCGACGUUUGCGUCCGUGUGGCUCACGGGGUGCUUCCACGAGGAUGGAGUCGCCGACACUUUCGACUCGUUCGGGGGCGGGUGGUCCAAGGAUGACAUCCUGCGCAUCAUGAAGGACAGUCGGCUCGGCACGUACGGAUGCAUGGGACUGCUGCUUAUGACCGCGCUCAAGUUGGCCGUGCUCGCGCACCUCGUAGACACGACCACCACCACCACCACCGUAGUAGACCCCCCCCUCUUCUCGAUCGUGUCGGGCACCCUCGUCGCCGGCCACGUCCUCGGGCGGUACUCGUCGCUGUUCAUUUUGCAGUUUUACCCGUACAUUGAAGACGAGAGAGACCCCAAGGGCCCGUUGUACAAUGGAAUCGGAAACAACCUGCACCUGCUCACGUCGUGGCGGGUGUGCACAGCUACGGUCUUCACGGCGCUGUCGAUGGUGUCGCUGCUAGGAACGUCAUUGGGAUUGUGCGCGUUUUCUGUCGGCCUGCUUGUAUCGUUUCUGGCGGGGCAGUACUUUUCGGGGGUGCUGGGGGGGGUUAUUGGCGACUGCCUCGGGUGUGCCAAUCAAGUGGUCGAAGUCGCCGUGUAUCUCACUGUCGUGGCCGUUCUACACAUCAGCACCAGCAACUGGGGGCUCAAUGGGCUGUAGGCAACCACGGCUGUAUAAAUCAAAAAUAGCUUUUUGCCAGUAACGA